AUGGAGAACAACGAUACGACAUCAUUUACCCUCUCCAUCAGCGAGAGAGGCCAGAUAUGGCAGUGGUUGCCUCAGCCUCUACAAGCCUCAUGGACUUUGAUCAUAUUCACAGCAUUUGCCGCUGUGCUCCUCCCUGCCGUUACCACCGGCGUCUAUAGAUUAUAUUUCCACCCUCUUCGAAAUAUUCCCGGGCCCAAACUCGCAGCCUUGACGAACUUUUAUGCCUUCUACUGGAACUGGAUACGAGAUGAAGGAUACUCCAAGCGCUUUGGCGCUUUACACAAAUAUUACAAUUCUCCCAUUAUUCGUAUUGGUCCAAACUCUGUGCACACGAACCAGCCAGAGAAUUUCGAUGCAAUAUUUAAAGUUGGGUCAAAAUGGAGAAAGAGUGACUCAUUUUACAAGUACUUCAAUGGUUUGGACGCCAUGAUUGAUCCAGCACAGUAUCGCACCUAUCGCUCGCAUCUGGCGCCAUUAUAUGCACAACGAGCAAUUAACGACUUGGCACCAAAGCUUCACAAAGACCUGCUGUCUUCUGCUGCCAAAAUGGAGGGACACAUCAAAACUGGCGAGGCAGUAAACAUGACUUCCAUGAUUCUCCACAAUCUCUAUUCACAUGACAUCUCACUCAUCGAAUAUGACGGAUACCAUCCGUUUUUGGAAGCAUUCGAGCAGCUCAUGACGCAAAGCUGGCUGUUUGUCAGCUAUCCUCUGCCAGCCAUGUUAUUGGGUCUCAUCCCCGGGACAAGUUUUGCAAAGUUCAAUGCCUCAUUCACGACUUUUAUGAAGUAUUGUAAAGACUGGAACGACGAAGACAUGCGCAUACAAAAGUUGGCAGAAGACCAGGAAUUGCGCGAUUCUCACAUGAAGCGCUAUCUUGCCAUGGAUGGCAAUGAUUCGGCAAAGGACAAGGUUGUACCGAAUCCUUUGGAGGACAUUUUUAAUUUUGUUGCAGGCGGUAGCGACACGACUUCGUAUACGCUCGCUUGUGCGUUCUUCUACAUCCUCUCGUCGCCGGAGAUUUACGCCAAGCUCGUGAAGGAGUUGGAUGAAAAUGCCCCAUUUAUAAGGGACAUGUUUGAUUACAUCAGGAUUCAAAAUCUUUCGUAUCUGAACGCUGUCAUUAAGGAGACUCUUCGUAUUUCUGUUCCAGUUCCAGGUUGUUUGCCCCGAAUUGUGCCGGAGGGUGGGACGACCUUGGGUUCCGUUUACCUUCCUGCUGGAACAGCUGUUUCAAUAUCUCAGCAAUCCAUCAGCUUUCACGAGAAAAUUUUUCCCUCCCCAGAAAAGUUUAUCCCCGAACGAUGGCUCGGAAAUGAAGCACAGCGACUGGAUAAGUGGAAUGUUGCCUUUAGCAGAGGUCCCCGCCAAUGCAUCGGUACAAGUCUGGCAUAUCUCGAGCUGCGCUGUGUUCUCGCUUACUUCCUUUCUCGCUUCGAAAUGGCGCUGACGGGCAACUGCGGCGAUCGUCUUCGCUGGGUUGAUCGCUUCGUCGCCGUGAACCUUGACGAUGUGGAGAUCAAGUUGCUUCGGGAUCGGUGGAACUAA
Messenger RNA from Metarhizium brunneum ARSEF 3297, 1548 nucleotides. The record is from RefSeq and is a predicted model, not a curated record. NCBI's taxonomy places the organism in Eukaryota, Fungi, Ascomycota, Sordariomycetes, Hypocreales, Clavicipitaceae.